AUGGCCCUCGGCGUCCCUCAAGCGCGCGGCGCGGAGCCUCGCGCGGGCGGCGGCAACAGCUCCAUGCUCCAGCCGCAGCGGGAGGAAGGAGCUCCCGCGGAGCACGCGCGGCCGGAGCAGCCCGCGGGGCCGCGGGCGGGCGGAGCAGGGGGCGGGUGCGCGCAGCAGGCCUCGCGACGGCGGGGUGCGGCGGCUCCAGCUCCGUCCUCAAGCCCGCCGGCCGGCUGGAUCCGCGCGCUGCGGGGUUGCAGGGCGAGGGGAGGCGGCGGCGGAGCUCCACCUCCCUCUUCCCUCCGCGCAGGGCCUCGCCGUGGCCCCCCUGCCGCGCGUCCUCGCCGCGUCCGUGCACGCGCGGGCAAGCCGGCCCGUGGCGGCGGUGGGCAGCGGGGCGGCGGAGGCGACUCCGCAAAGCAGAGCGAGGGGAGGCGGCAGCGGAGUUCCUCUUCCCUCCUUCCUGCUCCCUCCCUUGGGGGCCAUGGCGGCCGCAAUGCGGGGCGGAGGCGCGGCUCGCGCGCCGGACGGGCGGCGGAGCUCGAGCUCAGGCGCACGCGCCGGCCGCGGAUGGCUCCCGGCGAUCGCCCUCCCUCCUCCCGCGGUGGCGCGCCGAGCUCGACCGGAGUAGAGGCCGCGGUGGCGGGCGGGCGUGCGGCGGGGAGCAGGGCGGGAGGCAGGGGCGUCGGCGACGAGCGGCGCUAG
Panicum virgatum (switchgrass) is the source of this 696-nucleotide messenger RNA. RefSeq names its product translation initiation factor IF-2-like. Bases 1 to 696 code for a protein of 231 amino acids. The transcript has a single exon. Lineage: Eukaryota; Viridiplantae; Streptophyta; Magnoliopsida; Poales; Poaceae. The record is from RefSeq and is a predicted model, not a curated record.